GUGACACACAGUGUGUGAACACAUGUUUGAGAUACGGAUUAAUGCAGUGAUAGUGUAAGUGAUGGACACUAUUGUCGCCACAAUUGUGACCAAACACUGACAUUACUGGUAGUGACUCUCAUACACACCGAUUGUCAUCCAAUAAUUGCCGGAUAAGCCGUGCUUUUCAUUUGAUUACAAGCGGCCACUGACUGAUACAACCGACACAAUGGCCACAAUGCCGUUAAACCCGAAACCAUUUCUUAAUGGUCUGACCGGUAAACCCGUGUUAGUGAAGCUAAAGUGGGGAAUGGAGUACAAGGGAUACCUGAUCUCAGUGGACGCCUAUAUGAACCUACAGUUGGCCAACACUGAAGAGUACAUCGACGGCAACUGUACCGGCAAUUUGGGUGAAGUUCUCAUCAGAUGUAAUAAUGUACUCUAUAUUAGAGGUGUCGAUGAAGAAGAAGAAGACGGAGAGACCAGGGAUUAGCAGCCAUUCGGUGAACAACAUAUGCAUCGAUAUAUCGAUGACCACAACUAGUGGUGAUGACCACAUCAUUGUCGAUAACCUCUUCAUUGAUAACCAUUUUGUAAUCAAUUCAUUGCAUAUCUUUUGUCUUAAAUUUAUUUAAAUUUAUUUUUCAUUAUUACUAUAAAACAAUUGUAUGUUUUUUGCGCUAAAAUUAUCUAAUUAUAGAAACGAAUAGUUAUUUAAUUAACAAAUAACUGUU
Molecule: messenger RNA, 713 nt
Organism: Oppia nitens
Lineage: Eukaryota; Metazoa; Arthropoda; Arachnida; Sarcoptiformes; Oppiidae
Gene: SmF
Product: small nuclear ribonucleoprotein F
Exons: 1
Coding region: 209-472 (87 amino acids)
Biological process (GO): mRNA splicing, via spliceosome; spliceosomal snRNP assembly
Cellular component (GO): U1 snRNP; catalytic step 2 spliceosome
Molecular function (GO): RNA binding
Source: RefSeq, a predicted model, not a curated record